Molecule: messenger RNA, 1380 nt
Organism: Saccharomyces mikatae IFO 1815
Lineage: Eukaryota; Fungi; Ascomycota; Saccharomycetes; Saccharomycetales; Saccharomycetaceae
Exons: 1
Coding region: 1-1380 (459 amino acids)
Source: RefSeq, a predicted model, not a curated record
AUGGAACAAAGGUGUAACAAGGGAGAGAUGUCCGACAAGAAUGACAAUCACUGCGUGCUCAGGAAAUGGAAUAGUUGCGCUUUAGAGUUGACCGUCCCCUCGGAGAUUUCUGAAUCUGCAAUUACGAAGUUGCACAUAUACGAUUUUGACAAUACGUUAUUUGCUACGCCAGGACCCACAGAACAUUUUUAUACACGUGAGUUGCUGAAUCUGUUGACAUCAAGCGUGUUGCCGAACGGGGGCUGGUGGAAUGAGCAGGAGUUCUUGCGUGCUGCUAUCAAGAUCUCGAAGACUAAACCCAGAGGAUAUUCGUGGAAUGAGGAGAUUAUUAGAUUGGCAGAGAAGUCGUUCUGUUCCAAGGACACAAUUUCGAUUGUUUUAACAGGCAGAGAGGAAGGCAAGUUCUAUGAGUUAAUACAGCAUGCUUUACAAACAGCGAAAAGCCAUUGGAAGUGUUCACGAAAUGAAUUUAGGUUCAAUGCAGUUUGCCUGAAGAAGACCGCAAUUUCUAAAUACACGAGUGAAUAUAAGAAGGAGUUGAUGCGAGACUUUUUAAAAUAUUAUCCUUCGCUAAGAGAGUUGACGAUAUAUGAUGAUAGAGUACAUCAAAUAGAGGCAUUCAAAACUUUCUUCCAUUCUUUGGAUCUGCCGCGCUUGAAAUGGUUUGCAAUUCCCGUGCGGCCGUUUACCAAAUCUCUGCCAAGAGAGCAAGAACUUGAAAUGGUGACGGAGAUGAUGGACAAGAAUAACAGUCAAGCUUUUAGUCCUUCACAAAAGUUUGAUUUGUCAUGGACACCAAAACAAACCGGUUACAUUCUCAGUAUGGCUUCGCAUCGGCUGUUAUCGAAAGAAGUUAUAAAGUAUUUGAGGCGGAUAAAAGGGAGAAAAACGUUCAAACCCAAACUGUACGAAUAUCCUUUGUAUAUACCAUGUGCGGAACCUGGCGAAAAUAUCCCUGCGCUUGAAAUUGCUAAGACAUGGUCGAACAACAAUCUCUGCGCAUUUGAUUCUGAAGAGAGACUACAUCGUAUUCUGAAGCAAUUUUAUCAGCAACAACCUGCAAAAUGCAUUAUACAUUUCCAAGUGACCGGCCUGGCUGUCAUAUCUUCUGUGUACCACAACAAAAGGAAACCUCUAGAGGUCUAUUUCAAGGCCACGCCCGAACCAAAUAGAUACGCUUUCUCGAAGUUUCCAGAGUUUAUAGUCACCGGCUACUUUUACAAUAAAGACAAAAUUGAUGAUUUAGAAGUGGUGACGGAGCGUCUACUAAACUCCAAGAAGGCCAUUCAUUGGACCCCGUUGGACAAUUCUAUCUCAAUAAAGACUUUUUUCGGACAGUAUGCUAAGUUGGCCCCAAUACUGUGUUCAAAUGAAUUAUAA